Dicrocoelium dendriticum is the source of this 378-nucleotide messenger RNA. The record is from the annotation of a GenBank genome assembly. NCBI's taxonomy places the organism in Eukaryota, Metazoa, Platyhelminthes, Trematoda, Plagiorchiida, Dicrocoeliidae.
AUGGGAAUCUUUGCUUUGCUGAAGACCAGCAUUGCCAGUGAUUCAUUGAAACUCUUGAAUGAGUAUCUGAAGUUCAAUACUCGGCUGGAAGAAUCCAGGUUCGAAUUGGAAUUCCUCAAUGAAUGCGUGCAGGCAAACCGCUAUCCAAAGCACUUUUGGAGGGAAAUACGGCGGUGUGGCCUCUACCCAAACGCAAAAAGCUUGAAGAGACAUGCGCUCAAUUAUGUGGACUCCGUCCGCAUUAAAAUGUCGGAGCUGGAGAGAUUCAUUUCGCAAAGAUUACCAGCGGUGUUACGCCUUCCUGAAGACUUGAGACAACCUUUUGAGGAAUAUGUAGAACUGGUUAAGCAAAAAAUGGGAGUAAGGAAACAAAAGUAG